This is a messenger RNA of Coregonus clupeaformis (lake whitefish), 592 nucleotides long. RefSeq names its product very-long-chain enoyl-CoA reductase-like. Gene Ontology annotation, molecular function: oxidoreductase activity. Lineage: Eukaryota; Metazoa; Chordata; Actinopteri; Salmoniformes; Salmonidae. The annotation marks the transcript as partial. Gene Ontology annotation, biological process: very long-chain fatty acid biosynthetic process. The transcript is spliced from 7 exons. The record is from RefSeq and is a predicted model, not a curated record.
AUGGUAGUAACACUAGUAGUAUGUUUGAUUGACUCUCUUUCUGAACAGGUUGAGCCAACUUCUACUAUUUUGGAUAUUAAGGCUUUGUUCCACAAAUCAAAUCCCCAGUGGUACCCAGCUAGACAGUCCUUACGCCUGGAUCCUAAGGGUAAGGGUCUGAAGGAUGAGGAUGUCUUGCAGACACUUCCUGUUGGAACCACGGCCAGCUUCUACUUCUCUGACCUGGGGGCCCAGAUCGCCUGGGGCACUGUCUUCCUAUCAGAGUGUUACGGACCACUGCUCAUCUACUUGAUGUUCUACUUCCGCCUGCCUUUCAUCUACGCCCCAAAGUAUGACUUUAGCAGCAGCAAGCACUGGGUUGUACAUUUGGCCUGCAUGUGUCACUCCUUCCACUAUGUGAAGAGAAUCCUUGAGACGCUGUUCAUCCACCGAAUAUCCCACGGUACCAUGCCACUGAGAAACAUCUUCAAGAACUGCAGUUAUUACUGGUGUUUCGCAGCAUGGAUGGCCUACUAUAUCAACCAUCCACUCUAUACACCGCCCUACUAUGGGCAACAGCAAGUGAAGACAGCACUCAUUAUAUUCUUAGUAA